AUGGAUCGUGAUUCUCUAGUGUACAAGGCCAAGCUUGCCGAACAGGCGGAGCGCUUCGAUGAAAUGGUAACGGACAUGAAGGACGUUGCCCGUCAGCCGCAGGAGCUCACCGUUGAAGAGCGCAACCUGCUUUCGGUGGCCUACAAGAACGUGAUUGGCUCUCGACGUGCUUCGUGGCGUGUCGUCACGUCCAUCGAACAGAAGGGCGAUCCCGACAAGAUGACCAUCAUCAAGGACUACAAGGCCAAGAUUGAAGCCGAACUCGUCGAGAUCUGCAACGACAUCCUCGGAAUUAUCGAGGACUCGCUCAUCCCCAAUUCGACUUCGGAAGAAGCCAAGGUCUUUUACUACAAGAUGAAGGGUGACUACCAUCGUUACUUGUCCGAGUUCCAGGUAGGAGAUACCCGCAAGGAAUCCGCGGGUGCCGCUUUGGAUGCCUACCAGGCCGCUAGUGGCAUUGCUUCUUCCGAUCUUCCCCCCACCCACCCCAUCCGUUUGGGACUGGCGCUUAACUUUUCGGUCUUUUAUUACGAAAUCCUCAACUCUCCCGACAAGGCCUGCCAGAUUGCCAAGCAAGCGUUCGACGACGCCAUUGCCGAACUCGAUACACUCAACGAAGAAUCUUACAAGGACUCGACGCUGAUCAUGCAGCUCUUGCGCGACAACUUGACGCUGUGGACCAGUGAUCAAGCCGACGGCGACGAAGGGGCUGAACCCGCCGAC
Molecule: messenger RNA, 723 nt
Organism: Phaeodactylum tricornutum CCAP 1055/1
Lineage: Eukaryota; Bacillariophyta; Bacillariophyceae; Surirellales; Neidiaceae
Product: 14-3-3-like protein
Exons: 2
Biological process (GO): signal transduction
Cellular component (GO): cytoplasm
Source: RefSeq, a predicted model, not a curated record